This is a messenger RNA of Arctia plantaginis, 453 nucleotides long. The record is from the annotation of a GenBank genome assembly. NCBI's taxonomy places the organism in Eukaryota, Metazoa, Arthropoda, Insecta, Lepidoptera, Erebidae.
AUGUUGCGUUUGGUGUUGCUGUUAGCAGUGUUUUCCCUGGUCAGGGCGCAAACCACAAACGUUGAGCAAUGUGUGAUACAUCAAGGAGCCUUGCCUGUAAAUACGUAUGUUGAAGGAUGCUUAAACCCUCCGUGCUUCGUAGAACCCGGCGGUGAUGCAGUCCUUCACCUGAUCUUCAAUGCGCCUCACUUAAUCACAAGUAUGGAGACUCUAGUUACGGUGGAAGUGCCUGGCCUCGGAGUGCUACAAUUUCCCCUUGAAGAAUAUGCUGUAACCUGCAACUUCCUCACCAAUAGCUACUGUCCCAUUCUCCCCGGCGAAGUCCUUCAGUACUCUCUAAGACUGAAUAUACCUGCCAUUAUUAGUUCUAUCACCGUUAUGAUUGAAUUCUAUGUGGUCGACGAACAUAAAAACACUGUUAUGUGCCUCCGCGUACCUGUCACUGUGCCAUAA